AUGUCGAGCACGGUCAAGCCUGUUGCUAAGCAGCCACCGAGAAAGUGGCUGGUUAGAUGCCCAGGAUGCGAGAAGGAUAUCACGAAGACAGAUGCGCUGAAAGGGGAUGCCGUUUAUGUGCUCGGACGCAUAUGGCACUUGCAACACCUGACCUGCAAAAUAUGCAAGACUUCACUAAGUGAGACUGGCUGCCAUGCUUCACCAUUAGAUGCAAGUACACCAAUAUGCACAGACUGUUAUAUGGAAGGUCAACAUCCUUGUUGUUUCAGCUGCCACUUGCCGCUACGUGAAACGUGCUUGAUUGCUGGACGAAAGAAGUACCAUCAUGAAUGUUUUCGCUGUUAUAGAUGCCGCGGAGCCAUGCCAAAUGGAGAAUAUUUCCUAUGGAACGGUAAUCCAUUUGAUGAGGACUGCUUCUACUUGCUGAGAUGCAUCCGAAAAAGCGGAAGCACAUUUUGAUGUAGAGAAGGUUGUGGAACUUGGAUGUCUGUACCUGACAAUAAAGAUUCACC
Molecule: messenger RNA, 512 nt
Organism: Cylicocyclus nassatus
Lineage: Eukaryota; Metazoa; Nematoda; Chromadorea; Rhabditida; Strongylidae
Source: the annotation of a GenBank genome assembly